Molecule: messenger RNA, 1814 nt
Organism: Pseudoliparis swirei
Lineage: Eukaryota; Metazoa; Chordata; Actinopteri; Perciformes; Liparidae
Gene: adprs
Product: ADP-ribosylserine hydrolase
Exons: 6
Coding region: 184-1362 (392 amino acids)
Cellular component (GO): mitochondrion; nucleus
Source: RefSeq, a predicted model, not a curated record
CGACGCUCUCCUCCGGGGUCAAAGGGCCAUCGAAACGUUUAUCAGGAAACGGCAGAGCGGGAUUAGCAUUUGUUGUUGUUGUUCUCGUCGCUCCCUUUCAUCUCCCUGUGCGACAGUCUGGUCGGCUGACCCGCGGACUGUUCUCAUAGGCGUGCAUCGAGAAGUCUCUCCACCGGCGAAUGAAUGGCGAUGGCGGCGGCGAGAGCGGCGGCGGCGGCGGGGGGCCCGUCGUCUUUGUCCCGGUUUAGAGGAGCGCUGGUCGCGGCGGUGCUGGGAGAUUGCGUCGGCGGAGAGUUUGAAGGCGCGGAGGAGGUGCCCAUGGAGAGCGUGCUGCAGCACCUCAGCAACCUGGACGACGAGACCAAAGGGAACGGUAUCCUUGAGUACAGUGACGACACCGCGAUGGCCCGCUGUGUAGUCCAGUCUCUACUCACCCGUGCCGGCUUCGAUGAGCAGGAUAUGGCUCGCAGGUUCGCUAAGGAGUACAGUAUGUCCCCGGGUCGUGGCUACGGCUCUGGAGUGAUCCAGGUGUUGAAGAAGCUGUCCUCCCCUCAUCUCAGUGACGUGUACCAGCCGGCCAAGGACCAGUUUAAUGGUCGAGGUUCGUUUGGCAAUGGGGGAGCCAUGAGGGCGGCUCCCUUCGCGCUGGCUUUCCCCGAUCCGGCUGAUGUGAAAAGGUGCGCCCGUCAGGGUGCCAUGCUGACCCACUCCUGCUCUCUGGGUUAUAACGGGGCAGUGCUGCAGGCGCUGGCCGUUCACCUCUCGCUGCAGGGGGCCAUAGACAAGCCCCAGCAGUUCAUGAGCAGGCUCAUCACGGAGAUGGAGGUAGUGGAGGGCAAUGAGGAGACGCGCAACGAUGCCAGAAUCCUGAAAGAAGCCGAGAAGCCGUUCUGCGAGCGCCUCCACAGAGUUAGAGACCUGAUGGACCGGAGCAAGGUCAGCAUCGAGGAGGUCAUUUCUGAGCUGGGUAACGGCAUUGCGGCGCUCCACUCGGUCCCCACAGCCAUCUUCUGCGUCCUCCACUGCCUGCAGCCCAGAGAAUGCCUCCCGGCAAACUACGGCGGCCUGGAGAGGACGAUGGCGUACAGCCUGGCCCUGGGAGGGGACACCGACACCAUCGCCUGCAUGGCGGGGGCCAUCGCCGGGGCCCACUACGGCAUCGAGGCCGUCCCUCAGUCGUGGAUUCGGUGCUGCGAGGGGGCGGAGGAUGCAGACGUGAACGCGGGCCGCAUCCACAUGCUGUACCGCCGGUCGCUCCAGGGGGGCGGCGGCAGUGGGACGGGGGAGCGGCGCUGCGAAGAAGCAGCUGAAAGCCGAUCCAGCGCUUCUAACGGCUUUGAGAGGAAAGCCCGAGCUGAAUGAAUCUUCAGCCGGAUAUAGAGGGGGGAAAAGGCCUCUUGAACACACUUAAUACCUUUUAUUGUUUUUUGGACUUUGGUGGUUAAAUGGGAACUGGUUAUUACGGGAGACUAUCUCAACAUUGCAACAUUAUUUUAGUAAUCGAAACGGCUCUAUAAUUAUUAUCAAUAUUUUUAAUGAACUAAAUAAAACUGCUAAAAUUAUCAGGUAACAGGAUAGUGAAGCUAACAAACAAGAAACAGCAGAUUGACUGAGUGAAAACUGUCAGACAGAAAUGUGUUCUGAAUACACACACACACACACACACACGCUCACACUCUCUCCCCCCCCUUGCCCGCUCUGUGUUGAACAAUCCUUUGUCAUGUGAAAGUUGCACUUUGAAUUGGCCAUGUCUUGUUUCAUGUUUUUGGUGGAUAACAACUAUUUAAUAAACUUUUUUUUUUGUAUUCACGUAA